AAUCCUUUCCUUCGAUCUCUUUUCCCGGAUGAAUUGAAGCUCAUUCCCAGCAAUGCUCGCAGCGAUUCUGACGGCUGGAUCUUGAGCGAUGUCAUGGGCAACAACUCCUUCUUUCGCAGUCAAUUCAUCCAGUGCUCAUACCAAAUCAGCGGCGGCUAUGGACCCACUCCGCGGUACAUAUACUAUAUCCUGGCCCUGCUGUCGGUUUUUGGACGCGAGCAAUUGUGGGUGGUGAGCGCCGCCCUCGGCUCUGUGAUGGUGUACAGCGCAGCCGCGGCUAUCCACGCGUUUGUCCUGGUUACCAUGAGAACGCGGCUGGCGCCGGACGUCAUGAUUAAAAACCACGAAGUCGUGCUGGUUCAGGGUACAUCAGAAACUGGACAAGAGGAGCCGGCGCGAGAGAAUGGACCGGUUUGGAUGCCGGUUCUGCCCAUGGCAUGGGAAAACGACGCCGAUCCCGUGUUGGCAAUAGUCGGCACGGCAUUCCUGCUGCUUCUCCCCAUGCAGAUAUGGUCCAAGACUCUGGAAAAGGCCAAGGCCGAGCAUAAGCGGGUCGUGUUUGCAUGGGCGCUGCUUCUCUUUGCGGGACUCAUUGCGGCGCUGGUGAACGCAGCAUACGUAACCCUCGUUGCCUUCCCGCAGAUCAGAUUCUGCCCCAUGGACCGAGCUGACAGUUUGCCUCUCUCCAACCCCGACGUGGACGAAGGCAUCGAGGCCUGGGACAACAAGGACUGGUAUCGCUGGAACCGAACCGUCAUGAAGCAUUUUGUGGAUGGGAACACAACAGGACCUUUGGCUACGGCUUGCUACUACCCAUGUUUCGGGACGUCGUGGCCACUCCGAGACAGCUCGGAAAUCUACGUAGUCGAGGGAUGGUACGGCGCGGCAUCGGAUGCCGAUGUUGGCAUCGGAUUACUUUUUGGCGUGUAUCUUGCGGUUGGCAUGUUUACCGCCUCGUCGCUCACUGUUGCCUCCCUGUCCAACAUUUCUUGCAUCCGGGCAAAUUGGAGGCCGUUGGAUGUCAAAUCUUCGCUUCACAAUCUCUGGGAAACAUGGCACUCGCACACGUUGUCCGUCCUUGGGAAAUCGUGGCGCAUCUUUUUGAGGUUGUGGAUUCUCUACAAUCUCGUGGUCGCGAGAUUUCUGAGUCCCAUUAUUCUAACGGCAUUCGUAGUGACCAUGGAAUGGUACAUGUGGACAGCUGAUCCAGGCGGAGAAAGCUUUAAGCACGUCGGCCAGUGGAGUGUCUUGGUCGGUGCGAUGCUU
Molecule: messenger RNA, 1266 nt
Organism: Ilyonectria robusta
Lineage: Eukaryota; Fungi; Ascomycota; Sordariomycetes; Hypocreales; Nectriaceae
Exons: 1
Source: RefSeq, a predicted model, not a curated record